Meriones unguiculatus (Mongolian gerbil) is the source of this 4955-nucleotide messenger RNA. RefSeq names its product nonsense-mediated mRNA decay factor SMG5-like. Gene Ontology annotation, cellular component: telomerase holoenzyme complex. Lineage: Eukaryota; Metazoa; Chordata; Mammalia; Rodentia; Muridae. Gene Ontology annotation, molecular function: telomerase RNA binding; telomeric repeat DNA binding; protein binding. The record is from RefSeq and is a predicted model, not a curated record. The transcript has 10 exons. Bases 1582 to 4509 code for a protein of 975 amino acids. Gene Ontology annotation, biological process: nuclear-transcribed mRNA catabolic process, nonsense-mediated decay.
GGGCGCGCCCGCCGCCCCGCCCCGCCCGCCGGGCACGUGGUGCCGCCGCUCUAGGCCGCUCCGGAGGGAGGCACCUCCUGGUCGCCGCCGUCACCUGCGGCCCGGAUCAGCUGCCUGGCACCUCGGAGCGCCGCACCCACCAGGUCGCCCGCCACGUCCCGCUCCCAGGGCCCCUCCUUUUCCAGCCUAGCCCGACCCACUGCGGGCAGGCGGAGGCUUAUUCUCAUUAUCGCCAACCCAGAGGUAGCCCCUGGUCCGGGAUUGGCAGGGGGUGCUAGUCGAAUGGAUAGGCUGAGAAAAGCUGCGACAUCAGAUGGCCAAGAUGGAGAAAGGGAAAAAGUCCCUCCCCACUCGCUGUCCCUCCGUGACCUCUAGGUUUUUAACACAGCCUAUGACUCUCUACAGUGACCUCGCCCGAGAGUGGUGGCAGUGGUCUUCUGGUCCUGAAACCCAGCCGAGCCGAAGCUACAGGACUGAUCUGGCAUCUGGGUUGCAGCACUUCCAAGGCUGCGGUUCCCCCUGGAGGGGUUUGCGUCAGAAGGGCCUAAGGUGGCAGUGAAGCACAGCUGACACCAGGAGGCAGGAGCCCGAAAAACACACAGCGCACGCAGACUCGUCCCUAGCUCUACAACUGCUGCCUGACUACAAAGUGAAGGAGGCUCAGUUCAUUUCUGCCAAAGAUGAAUAUGUUUUAGAAGACUACAAGAUGAAUGUGAUUCAGACUGAGGCAAGGCAACAUUGAAUGAUGAAAUGACUAAAGUAGAGUAUGGAAAAAUCCUGUGAUGGACCAUCGGCAGUGAUUCUAGAAGUCCAGAACACAUCAUCCUAAUCUAAGAAGAAGAGGAAACUAGAAAAUGUUUCCAGGAAAAGGUUUAUGGUUCCAAUCAAUUGACAUAUGUUGCCUUGAGAGUCAAAUUGGGUGAAAUUAAAAGACUACAGAUUGUGGUUCAUUAUUGGAAAGAAAUGAGGAGAAAGUUGCUGAACAUCAGUCUGGCUUCAGAAGGCUGCCUGGUCCAAUAUUAAAGAACAAAAGAAGAAUGUUGGGUGCAAAAUAUGACAUCAUAUACAGAAGACCCUAACUACUGUCCAAGGGAUCAUUGAUGAUCGCAAUAAAAAAGAAACAAGUGAAGUGAGGUAAAAUCCCCUACAGUCUUCAGAGGGCGCUGUAGCCUACAGCACUGUUGGCUUUGCUUCUGCAAUCAACAGCGACAGGCACUUACAGAACAAUUACUUUAACUGGAAAAUACGCUUCAUUCAAACAACCCUACAGGGUGUUGGAUAAUCACUUGGCAUUGGAUAACCAACUGUGUGUGCUCUUCCUAGAUAUUCAGUAAUCAUUGAGCAUCUGCUGCAUGAAGAAAACUGUAAUAAUCAACCCUGAACUUCACUUGGAUGUUCAGACAGCCAGAGUCAGACAGUGCUUUGAUACUUAUUUUCCUGGACUGCCUGGAAAAUGCUGCUAGGGGUAUUUUUCCUCUUGUUAAAUGGUAUGAAGAUGCAAGAGCCUUCUGUGAGCCCAAACCUGAAGGUGCUGCUUAGUAAGGAAACACUCUAAACAUCACUUGAAAAGCAUCUAGCAUCAUGGAGAGAGACCAGGAAGAAACUGUGAAGGCCAGACUACUCUACCAUGAUGUCUGCUUGGCAGCACAGCGUCUUGAUCUUUUCCUUCAAAAAGAAAAUGCCCACAAAGAGGUGUUCAAGCCACACAUCCUGGCUCUCAGAGAGUUGGUUCAACAAGCCUGCAUUAAACUCAUGUUCCUGCAUCCAGUGGUGUAUGGUAGGAAGGCAGAAGAGCUCUUGUGGAGAAAAAUAUACUCUGAUGUUAUCAUGCUGCACAUGAAGACCAAUAAGAAACAAAUGGACACUUUCCACCACUGGGGAGGUCCCCUGCAGGCUCACUUGAAGGCUGGCCUCAAGUUCUAUGAACAUCUCUUCCUGUUCCUUCAGGGCCACUAUGAGCUGAGACUACAGAGCUACAUAGACUGGCCUCACAAUGCCAUCCACUUGAUUGGCUGUAAGAAAGUGGGAUCUACAUCAGCCGAAGAGGCUUCGUGGGCCCGCAUGGCCUGUCAUCGCUGUCUACUCUACCUGGGAGACUUGUUCCGUUAUCAGCAUGAGUUCCUAGACCUGGCCACCAAGAACUUGGCAGAGAGGUGUUACUACAGAGCCUUGUCAGUGGCCCCGCACAUGGGAAUGCCCUUCAACCAACUGGGUGCUCUCAUGGGGAGUAAGUAUUAUGACCUUGAAGCUACAUACUAUUAUCAGCGCUGCCUCUAUUCUGAAGUACCCUUUAAAGGAGCAGCUUGGAACCUCAAACGGCUCUUUGACCAUGCAGGAAAGAGAUACAGUUGUUUAAAGAGGUACCAGGGAAGGAAACUAUCUCGUAGCCAGAGGCAAUGUUGGGACAACAAAAGGCUUCUGGUUAGCUUUCUUUACCUUCAGAGCCUCCUGCAGCCUAAGAAAAAAUUCAAAGCUGCAAGGCUGAUAGCCCUGUGCCAGCUGGUUCUUGAAGACUUCCGUCUCUGUCUUUCCUAUCGGCCAUAUCAAUCUGGCCUGUACCAGUCUCCCAAAGAAGAUAAACCGCCUAAAGGCUAUCUGUUUCUCCCGGACUUCCUCAUCUUUCACAUGGUGGUUCUUUGCCUCAUGAAUGUGCACAGCCUGAGAAAAUCAGGCUCAAAACAGCAAAAGCCAGCUGUCAUCUUCACCUUGACUCUUUUCUCUUAUCUAGUACAACACGUGAACACACGAAUUCAGGCUGAGCUGCAGAAGAGGAAGUUGAUUCCGGAAGAGGAUUCUCCCAGUGGUGGAUGUUGGGAGAAAGAGCCUGGAAAGGACUAUCAAGAUUUUACAUCUCUUGGGCUUCAGAACAGAAACUCUCAGAAAAGCCAUGUGUGGUCUGGUAUUUAUGCAGAAAGUGAGGCCAAUUUUCAUUCCUGCUGUGACUCAGAUGAGACAGAAGAGGAGGAAAACUCAUCCUUAAGCUCCCAGGUCCAAUCAGACACGAGCAGUGAAACAUCCCACUCAGAUGCAAGUGAUGAAGAAGGGAGUGGCUCCUUGAGUUCAGAUGCAAUUCAGAAAAGUGGAGGUACUUCUAAACCUAAAGCUGCUCAUUCCAGAAACAAAUUGAAGACAUAUGUACCUCCUGAUAGUCUCCUUGAUCUUUUGAAAACAACCAUUUCUUCUAGCCUGCCAGCUCCUUUGAGCCAAAAACUCCAAGGAAAACAUGGCUUGUCCCUGGCUCCCAUCUGUAGUCAUAAUGUUCUGACAUCUCAGACUGAGCCAAGCCCUGCUGUUGGCAGUUCUUUGGGCACGGAAGGUGAGAUGAGCAGGUUUCCUGAGACGGAGUUCCACACGGGUUCCUCUUGGGAUCGGAGACCCUCCAUUGCCCAGAACAAUCUCCAGACUACUCAAUGGAAACUGGACAUUCUUUCUGCGGAGGGACUGUUGCCUACUAUCAAGGUGAUCCUGAGCUGGAUCCGUAGCAAUCAUAGCCUCAUCCUGUCACAUUGGAGGAGCGUAUUUAGUUUGUGGGACCACCUCUGUGUUCUGCUGAACCUGCUACCCUCAGUAGGAGACCUUCAGCAUCCAGGCCUUGGCCUGUCUCACCAUCUCCAGGACUUGCUGCAGAGCUGUCAAUGGCCACAUACUCCCAAGUACCUUCAGCUCCCUGAGGACAUUGCCCUGUUCCAACAGGCUCCCCAAGAGUCCCAGUGGAGUACAGGCUUAGGACAGAAUGCACCUCCACUCACCAGCCUGGAGGAAGUUAUUGUGCGUAUCUGUUUCUUCAGAAGUUUUGGUCACUUUGCAACUAGACUCCCAGGACAGUUCCUGAGGUUUGACUCUAAGCUGCGUGUCUUUGUGAGCAGCAGUAUCGAAAGGUCAGAAAACGCACCUCAGCAGCUUCCAAGAACAACUGAAAGAAUCAGGUUUUCCAAAGGCAUAGUCCAGCUCUGGCUUCAGCGUGAAGUGGCAUUGCUAGAGAAGACCCUCCGAGGUCCCCAGACUCGGUCCGUGUUGACCCCUUAUCUGUUUCCUGAUCCCAGAGCCCUCUGCGAGCAUCUUUCAGUCAUACAAAAACUAGCCACUAGUGCUAAGUUUUUUCUUAUCAUACCCAAGAUCGUGGUUGACACAUUGUACAUCCUAAAAUGGGAAGACCACAGGGCCUUGGAAGCUAUCACUUUUCUAGAGGAUGAGUUAAAGAGAAGGAACCAGUACAUUCUCUGCCAGUCCUUUGUGUCUGAAAGGUUGGUAAGGCCCAGGAUGACUAGACCAGAUUCUGAUGCCUGGGACCUCUUCAAUAUUCUUGAGUUCUGCAAAAGUCUGUUGGACUCAUCCAGACCAGGGACACUGGAUCCCAGCAGUAUGGUGACCAUCAUUACUGGCAUCUGUUUGGAACACCCUAGAAAUUUCCCAUACCCAUUGCAGUUGGUGUUGGGGAUGGCCACUGAAGCUGGUGUGGAAAUCAAGAAUAUCCUGAGUUUUCACAAAGAAUGGAAGGUGAUCAGUUGACAUGUUAACACUUUUCUGGUCCUUGUCCUUCAGUGCUUAUAACUCUAAUUUAGUGUGUUUCUCCCUCAUAAACACCAAACUCUGAGGUAGUCAUUGUGUACAUGAAUAUUUAUGUCUACUGAUAAGUAGAAUUGUAGUGUACCAGCUUUCAGAAGCCUUUCUGUUUCAUUCUUGGCCAUAUCAGCUCUGUAUUAUGCUUCCUCUGGAUAAAAAAUUUCAAGAUUAACUCACUGAUUAGUGAUCCCAUUAGUGAUUUGGCAAAGCAGCAAAUCCAGGUGUUAUUUCUGUGUCCAAAUACAGCUUUAUGGACCUUGUGAUGUACUUAGCUCUGUUUUGUGACAUGCAACUUUUAUGUAUAUUGUUUUAAUUUGGUGGGGCCAGCUCUAUUAUUGAAGGCACACCUCUACCACUUAUGAAACUCAAUAAAUGCAAAGCUAAAAUUUCAU